Molecule: messenger RNA, 597 nt
Organism: Bipolaris zeicola 26-R-13
Lineage: Eukaryota; Fungi; Ascomycota; Dothideomycetes; Pleosporales; Pleosporaceae
Exons: 2
Coding region: 1-597 (198 amino acids)
Source: RefSeq, a predicted model, not a curated record
AUGGCUAUGCUCAAGGCACUCCUCCUCGCCGCUACGGCGCUCAUCAACGUCGCUGUUGCCAGCACUGCGUUCUCCUCUGGAGCCGCCUCCGCAGUCACGUCGAUCCACCUCGUCACCUCCGUCACCUUUGUCUCCAGCCUGCCGGACGCUCACAGCAAGACGUGCGACACGACGACAGUGACUCAGGUUGUGCCUCCCACCACGGUGACUGUAACUGCAAACCCUAGCACGGCUGCUCACUCUUCUGCUGUUACUUCUGGCCUCGACAAGUCUGUUCAUGUCUCCUUGAUCCCAGUUAAGUCCACUACGAUUUCGACUGCUACCUUGCACGAAACCAAAACCGCUACCUCCACGACUAAGCCGCCUUACAACGUCCCUGCCAACUCGACGGUUCCCGUGGCUACGCCUACGCUUACCUUCUCGCACUCGCAUCACGCUAACUCCAGCGCUGUUCUCCCGACGGGAACGGGUGCUUCGCCUGGUGCUUCUUACUCAUCUCCUUAUACCUCGCCUGAGUUCAACGCUGCUACGGAUGCUAAGAACGUGGCUGGUAUUGUGCUUGUUGGAGGUGUCGUCUUGGCGCUUUUGGGAGCUUAG